Molecule: messenger RNA, 3359 nt
Organism: Oncorhynchus tshawytscha (Chinook salmon)
Lineage: Eukaryota; Metazoa; Chordata; Actinopteri; Salmoniformes; Salmonidae
Product: galectin-8
Exons: 8
Coding region: 415-1305 (296 amino acids)
Molecular function (GO): carbohydrate binding
Source: RefSeq, a predicted model, not a curated record
UAUCACAUCCGGCGGUGAUUGGGAGAUCCGUAGGGCGGCGCACAAUUGGCCCAGCGUCGACAAUGUUUGGUCGGGUAGGCCGUCAUAGUUAAGAACCUAUUCUUAUUUACAGACUUGCCUAGUUAAAUAAAGGUUACAUAAAAAAAUGUGUGUUCAGGAAUGUAUUUGUUCUCCAGUCCCUUUAACCUGACGCUAUUUUGAAUACAGUAGCGGCAGAUGUCGUCGCACAUAGGCUGGAUCACAUGGUACGCAUAGUGUGUGACGUAGUAGGUUAUUGGAUAGAAGAGGAAGAGAAGAUGUCUACUGCCAUCCUAAUAUAGCAGAAAAUAAAAACAUCGACCCAAUUCAUUCUACACUCAUCAUUUAGCGGUCUAGGCUACAACCACUGCAUGGUAUUGUUGCAUAACGGUCUCAAUGGCUGUGGCACAUGCGAAACAAACGGUCCUAAAUCCGGUGAUUCCAUUCACUGGGGCCAUACCUGGGGGACUACACCCCGGGGAGAUAGUCCUUAUCCAGGGCACUGUUCACAAUGAUGCUGACAGGUUCCAGAUGGACCUAUCCUGUGGGACCAGCACUAAACCUCGUGCGGACAUCGCUCUCCACUUCAACCCCCGUUUUAAGGGCUCCCCGUGCGUGGUGUGUAACUCCCUGGUGCAGGAGAGUUGGGGCUGGGAGGAGACCCUUCAGCAGCUGCCCUACAGACAGGGAGCAGCCUUCGAGACGAUCAUCCUGGUCCAUGAUGAUGUCUUUAAGGUGGCAGUAAAUGGUUCUCAUUUGUUAGAAUACAAGCACAGAAUCCCACUGGACAGGAUUGACACAUUUUCUAUAUCUGGGAAAGUCAAGGUGCGCGCCAUUGGCUUUAUACCAAACUCAGCAAUAUACUCAAUCUCAGGUGACCUGAGUCUCCCUUACAAAGGCAGUCUACUGAAAGGCGUGAGUCCAGGACAGCGCAUCACAAUCAAGGGACACGUCAGCAUGUACCCACACAGCUUCACUGUGAACCUCCGCAACAACGGCAGUGAGAACAUCGCUCUGCACCUGAACCCCCGGAUGAAGUCGGCCAUGUUCAUCAGGAACUCCUACCUGAGUGAGUCCUGGGGACCAGAGGAGAGGGAGCUUCCCAUCUUCCCCUUCUCGCCUGGGGAGUACUUUGAGAUGCUGAUCCUCUGCCAGCCCCACCAGUUCAAGCUGGCGGUGAAUGGCUCUCACCUGCUGGAAUACAGGCACCGGGUGCAGGACCUGAGCACCAUCAACCAGCUGGAGAUCAUGGGAGACCUGGAGCUAAUGGACAUCAAGCUGUGGUGACCCAUGAGGCAAGCUAGGCCACAAUGGGCUAAGCCCUAUUCUGGACAACAGGCCCGUUCACAACUCCCCCACCCUGAGCAGUGCUUGAGCCAGCCUGAUUAUGGGUUCCAAUGUCUGAGCCAUGAGGUUUACAGCUGAGGUAGCCUUGGAUCUGUUUGAGUGGGUCUACAGGAUUUGACCGUAAUACUUGUAUGCACCAUCUGGUGCAAGGGAGGCUGGAAUAAUGUGUAAUGACAGGAGUAUUAUAGAAACAGCCCCAUUUACACCUUGCGCUAACCUGUGGGUUUUGUGAUCUGAUCAAGGUUUGUUACGUCUAUACAUAGUAUUAAAAUGUAUCUUAUCCAUCCGCAUUGACUGGAUUUCCUAGUCCCUCCCUUACAUUUGAAAGAAUUAUUAAUGCCACCUGUCAAUAUGGCCUGAAAAGGUUGUCACAAGGUCAAACUCUUUCAUGUGAAAUGGCCAAAUCUAGUUGACUAAGCUCACCGACCAUAUGACCUAGGGCUGGGUUCAAUCCGUAUCACCUGAAAACCAGCAUUAUAGCUUGAUUGAAAUGUAAAGGCAACAUGCGGAGACUGCAUUGGAAAUUACCUUCGCAUUUUAACGCGGCUCUUCCGCGAUAGUGGUUAAACCCAGCCCCUAGUCUAGUGCACUUCAAUUCAAGCACAACUACAAUACAGGGUCAAACCAAUUGCACUGGGUGGUGAUGGUUCAAUGAAAACAAGGGCUGGAUUCAAUCCGUAUUGCAGAAAGAUCUGCGUUAAAAGGUAAAUUCCGAUUGAGCUGACAUAUGCAGCGUUUACCGUGAAUAUUGCCUUAAUGUCAAAUCGAGCUAUAACGUGGAUCGAAUGUAUGACUGCACGGCCACUAUUUUCAUGCUUGGCCAAAAGUCCAGCGCUAUAGCACGCUUAAAAUUGAAAGGUAAUUUCCAAUUGAGCAGACAUGCGUUUACCGUGAAUGUAGUUUACGCAAACGUGGGAACAUUGCAAGUUCUUUGUCACCCAUUUUCAGCCUUAUUUAUUUAAUCAAUUCUGUUGUCAUGUGAUGCCUACUGUUUCCUUCUGCUGUAACCUACAUAAUGAAGAAUCUACUGUAUGUAGUAAUGUCUUAUCAUUAGUCUGCGGUCAUUUUUAAAUGUUCUAAUCCAUCCAGCAGGUCCUCAAUUACCUGUGAUAUCUAUGCACAUUUAUCACCGCUACACAGGUGCAUUUCUCCUCUUCAACCAGCCAGAUGGGGCUAUAAGUUAAGCGGUACAAACAGCGGUCGACUGGCCCAUUUUUCUAAAUCAAAACAUGCAGCGGACAAGGCCCUACUAUAAAGAGGCCGAAGCCAGAAAUACCUUUCCCAUCCAAAAGACGGCACCCUACACAGGAAAAUGUCAUCAACGUUUGAAAUGAUUGUUUUUGUUAAGAAGCCUAAACAGAUAUAUUUAAGGUCAAUUUGCAGUCAAAUUAUAUUUGUAUUAUCUUCUGACCAUCCAAUCAAGGAGAAAUUGGUGUAAGAUGAUGGUUUCCUAUGGAGUUUGCUACAUAAAAAAAAGAGAAUCCAUGUGGCUUGAGGAAAUGAAAUUCCGUUUGAAGUAAGCCUAGCCCAUACAAGUCUUUUCUUGGCUGUCUCCUGGUGACAGAGGGCCCUUGUUUUCCACUCUCUCUCUGAUGCUGGAGGUCCCGAGGCCUUAGACCCCUGAUGAAUGGACCAUUACAGGAGCCUAGAGCAGGACUUAUCCUCAAUACAUCAUGUAGAAUGAUUUUAAAACUGUUGAAUUGUUUGUGUUAUUCUCAUUUAGCUACACUUAUCAAAGGCACUCGUCACAAGGCUACCAUUAAAUACCUACUGAAGGAUGUGUGACGUCAGAGGUGAUAACACAUGACUUUCAACAGGUCACCUUGAGGCUUGGCGUCAACAGAAUCUAGUUCCUUAAAAAUGUGAUUUUAUUAAUAUAUCCACAGGAAAAAGAACUUGAGGAAAACAAAUGACCUUGGUAUGGCACAAUACAGAAUCUUAACAUGUAACUUAAACAUGUAUGAAUUAAAUGAUAUACAUCAUGAUGACAUCAA